Molecule: messenger RNA, 746 nt
Organism: Drosophila biarmipes
Lineage: Eukaryota; Metazoa; Arthropoda; Insecta; Diptera; Drosophilidae
Exons: 2
Coding region: 80-679 (199 amino acids)
Source: RefSeq, a predicted model, not a curated record
UAUUGAUAGGCGGCGAAGUUGAAACCAGAAGGUAAUCCUCACCUGCCGUCAGUCUGUGCCUUCGGCUCCGUGGAGCAAGAUGUGCCAUGGUGUGGGCCUCUGCUGCGGCCUCCUGUCUCUCGGCGCCUUCAUCUCCUGCUUCGUGGCCCUGCACAUGCUCAACAAGAUCAUCCACAUCCAGCUGGACGCCGUGGUUCACAUGCACAUCCAACUGAAGGCCGAAGAAGAGUCGGGCGUGCGCUGUCAGAGAACCCUGAUCGUGGACAAUCUGGACGCACCUCAUCUGAGCUGGCUGGAGCUCUUCUACAUGCGCUGGACUCUGGUGUUUACGCUGUUCUACUCCUUCGCCGCCACCCUGCUCAUCCGGGCCAAAUACCUGGGCAACUUUGACAUCAGCCGGGCCACCUCCAAGGCGGUAGUAGAUUUCAGAUUCACACAGAAUCCAUGGGUAAACACGAUCUUCUCCCCGCACCAGAUGAUACUGAUGGGAUCGCUGCUUUCGAUGGUCCUGCUGCUGGCCACCGUUGUGCUCCAUCAGCGAGAGCCCUUCCUGGACCUGUGGUGCAACAUGUUCAUAGUCUACCACCUGUACUACAUCGUCCUGACCACCGCCAUGUCAGUGGUUUUCUUCCUGGCCCACUCCUGCCGGGAUUGCCCAGAGCCGGCACUAAAGUUCUAAGACAAGCCUGUAAACUGCCUUUUAUAGAACUAGAUUUUAUCUAAUAAAAAAGAACUUUGAUUUUAAA